Messenger RNA from Thamnophis sirtalis, 928 nucleotides. NCBI's taxonomy places the organism in Eukaryota, Metazoa, Chordata, Lepidosauria, Squamata, Natricidae. The record is from RefSeq and is a predicted model, not a curated record.
UCCACCGAAACCAACUGUGUUUAUUUCUGGUGUAAUUGCAAGGGGUGAUAAAGACUUCCCUCCAGCUGCAGCACAAGUGGCCCACCAAAAACCACAUCCCUCUGUGGAAAAACUUCCUCCCCCACAACAUGUCAAUCAAUACAUCCAUCAGCCCCGUAAAUGAAUUGCCUGUCCCAGACCAGCCGUGGUGUUUUGCAAAUGGAAAGAUUUAAGAGAUUUCUACUACCAGAUCUUUUAAAAAUGGGUAUCUUCUGCUUUUGCCUUAAUUCCUAUGGUUUAAAUGGUUUAAUGAAGGGGAGGGGAGAGUAGAAAGAGGGGAAAUCAAUUUGUUCCCAGCUGAAAAGCAGUGUUUUCUGCACUGCCAGUGAAAAAUGUUGCGACGCAACACACUGUGGAUAGAUUAGGUUAGUAAUUUCUUGGAAUGAUUAUUUUAAGCUUUUUCUAUUCUUGGGUAUUGGCAUUCCAGGAACAUGUUAAGGAAGUUGUAAUGGCUUAUAACUUUUUUCUUGCUCUUUUCUAAUGAAUUUUUUUUUAAAAAAACAUGUGUGAUUCAGAUUUCAUUUGGAUUGUUCUUGUUCUGUUCUUAAAUGUCUUUCAGGAAGAACUAGCUGCUUAUAUUUUUUUUAAUGAAUAAUCUGAAAUGGCAAAAUUUCUCUUGCAAUAUGUCGUCUUUUAAGAGAAUGAUCUUGCAGCUCUGGCAACGUAGGCAAGCGUUCUGAUUAUAGCCUGGCUCUCUGCAUUUCUUUCCAGAUUAAUAGAAGAGUGAGCGAGAAAUUAAAAGAUUGUAUGGCUCUGCUUGUUGCUUAAUUUUUAGAUACUCCUGAGGUUUUAUCACCUUUUUCACCUUUUCAAAAAGGUUUUUACAUAUGCAGGAAUCAGAUAUGCAGUCUUUCCUACAAAUAAAACUGACGAUUACGGUACAUGGAAA